UAGUGUUGUAGUGCAGCUUGGCCAGCAGGUGGAAUAUGAGACUGAAUAUUUACGUAGUUUUCACCUUGGGUCUCAUUUCUCAGGCUGCAUCUGACUGCAGUAUAGAGCCUCCGAUUAAGGACGGAGAAGAUGGUAUCGGUUUAAUUUUUGUUCCUGGCGCUACAAUAAGUGGAGAAGCGUAUCUUCCGAUCCUAAGAAAGAUCCAAGAGAAUUAUCCUGGAUCCCUAUGGAUUGGAGCAACUACAGCAUGGUUAAACAAUUUCCCAAACCCAAUUGAAAUCGGUGGACAGAUCAAUGAUUGCCUGUCGAUCGCAGAGAUCAGUGGAUUGAGCACAGAACGGGUUUUCUUUGGUGGGCAUUCUCUUGGUGGUAUAGUUUUAGAGAGCUAUAUUUCAGGACAUGCAGAGCUGGCUCAGGGUAUAAUUUUGCUUGGUACUUGGCUCCCAGAUCUUCUCAGGGCUGACAAUGAAUUCCCUGUCCCAGUUCUCACAGCAAUAGGAGAAAUUGACGGAGGAGGUAUUAGCUACCUUAGACGAGAAUAUUUCGAGACAAAAGAUCUUUCUCCGGAAGUUCAAAUGAAAACAAAAACUAUCCUGGUUCCUCAGGUCCAAAUGUUGCUUUUCUUCAAACAAUUAUACAAAUACACGGUAAACCAUGGUCAAGUGGCGAGUGGUGAGCUUCCUGACGGAGUAAUCACCGACGACAUUGAUCCAGAACUUUCUGAAGAAGAAGCUCACACUAACUAUGCUGUUCGUGUAUCUGACUGGCUGAUCUUGAACAAUGAAACUAUCUCUGAACAAGAAAAGAGAACAGCUGAAAGAAAUUUUGAUGAUUACGAUACAGAGACAUUCAACUUUCUUAAACCAUUCUCCGCCAUGUUUGAACAAGAAACUCAAUCCUCAUACUCUCCAUUCACUCAGCAAGCACAGUUGGAGCUCCUUCAAGUUGCUAUAUCUGAUAAUCUGGAGGUUAAAGAUGAAAUAGUGGAUGCUGGAACUUUUCAGCUUAAACAACCAAGCUUGGAGGUCAAUCCUCAGACUGGACUGGUUAUGGUUGGAACUGUCACCCAUCUCACCUUUGAUUUAGAUAUACUCGAUCAUAAUCAUUAUAAAUCAGCAAGUACUCUGAAGGCCAAGAUGAAAUCUGCAGAUUCUAUUUAUUCUGCUGUUGAACUACCGGAGACAGGACAGUUCAUUUCAUGUUCAGAACUCAACAAAGCGUCCUUAGAUCUAGCAUUGUCCGUUGCAAGUCAAACAGCUCUUAACAGGUUGAAGGAGAAGGGACGAAAUCUAACUUUUCUUCCCGACCAUGAGAUGGGUUGGGGAGGAAUAUCUUGGGAGCUUUCAGGGAAACUAGAAUGGGCUGAGGUUAGCCCUGGUGAAGCUACUCUUAAGUCUUCUAGACUUACGUCAGGAGUUGAUUUCCCAUUGUUUCCUGGCGUACAGUACUGCGAUAUCCUGUCCCCGUACAGAGCUCUUGAGUGGAUUUAUGUGGAGAGCAUUCGGAACACCAUGACGUUGUAAAAUGUUUCAAGAUAGUUUUAACGACAAAAAUUAGAAACAUCUGCAUCUGUAAAUCAUUUAAAGACGCAGAUAUAACCAAUAAAAUGUGGAAUGAUCGUCA
Molecule: messenger RNA, 1623 nt
Organism: Eurytemora carolleeae
Lineage: Eukaryota; Metazoa; Arthropoda; Copepoda; Calanoida; Temoridae
Exons: 17
Coding region: 36-1523 (495 amino acids)
Source: RefSeq, a predicted model, not a curated record